Molecule: messenger RNA, 1414 nt
Organism: Linum tenue
Lineage: Eukaryota; Viridiplantae; Streptophyta; Magnoliopsida; Malpighiales; Linaceae
Source: the annotation of a GenBank genome assembly
UGAGAAGAAAAUCAAACGGAGAAAGAAAUGUCGAAAUGCUUCAGCUUCACGGCGUCGAGGGACUGGUUCUACCGCUACUCGUUUGCAAACGCAGGGCUGCGCACGUCGAUCACCGACAUGGGCGAAGGCACGGUGGUGCACUGUUGGGUCCCGCGGUCGCAAAAGGACACGAAGCCCAACCUGGUGCUGGUCCACGGGUUUGGCGCAAAUGCGAUGUGGCAAUACGGGGACCACCUGCGCCAGUUCACGGCCAGGUUCAACGUGUACGUUCCGGACCUGCUCUUCUUCGGGCAGUCCCACACGCGGCGCGCCGAGAGGAGCGAAGGGUUCCAAGCGGAGUGCCUGAUGCGGAUGCUGCGGGCACAUGGCGUGGAGCGGGCGAGCCUUGUCGGGAUCAGCUACGGCGGGUUCGUGGGCUACAGCAUGGCGGCCCAGUUCCCCGGUGCGAUCGACCGGCUCGUGUUGUGCUGCGCUGGGGUGUGCUUGGAGGAGAAGGACAUGGAGGAUGGAUUGUUUAAGGUGCAGAAUUUGGACGAGGCGGCCAGCAUUCUGAUGCCACAGACGCCGGAGAAGUUGAAGGAAUUGAUGCGGUUUUCCUUUGUUAAGCCUGCCAAGGGGGUUCCCACAUACUUCCUCUCCGACUUCAUUGACGUAGUCAUGUGUACAGAUUAUGUAGAGGAAAAAACAGAGCUUAUUCGAGCCAUACUUAGAGAUCGACAUCUAUCUGACUUACCAAAGAUCUCACAUAAAACGCUCAUAAUAUGGGGAGACCAAGACCAAAUAUUUCCCGUCGAACUUGCUCACAGACUAAAAAGGCAUAUCGGAGAAAGUGCUGAAUUGGUAAUAAUUAAAAAUGCUGGGCAUGCAGUUAACUUGGAGAAGUCCAAAGAAUUUUGUAAGCAUUUAAAGUCAUUUCUCAUUGACCCCAUGAGAAAUCAGAUUGAGCGUGUAGAUUCCCACAUAGAACACUACUAAUCUUUCAAUCUGCUAGAGGAAACGAGUUAAAACAAAAAGAAUAGUAAGGAAAGAAGGAAGGAAGCAAGAUGUUUUAUUAGGGGAAGGAGGUGGUGUAAAUGGAUGAGAGGCACAAUUUGACUUAACAGACCGAAGAGUAUCCUCAGAAGAAAGAAACAUUGAGGUAUCAUGGUAAAGGAGUGAAAGAAGCACUAGGCCGAAAGCCUUUGGUAGAAGACCAGGUAAGGAAAUUCGAGUGAUAUGAAGGUUUUGUUUUCUAACAUUGUGUAUUUUUUCAAGACAUAAACCUUUUCACUUGCGCUCUAGUUAGGACACAUGACAUGUUAGUCACUAGAGGGAUAUGCAAUCUAAAUAUUGUAACUGAAUUCAUUGUAUCACGCUACAGAAAAAAUUGUAGGGGCCAUUUUUCAAACAUUGCUUAAAGAUGUUAAAACUAUUA